Haliotis rufescens (red abalone) is the source of this 3777-nucleotide messenger RNA. RefSeq lists its product as uncharacterized. Bases 567 to 1757 code for a protein of 396 amino acids. NCBI's taxonomy places the organism in Eukaryota, Metazoa, Mollusca, Gastropoda, Lepetellida, Haliotidae. Gene Ontology annotation, biological process: regulation of glutamate receptor signaling pathway. The record is from RefSeq and is a predicted model, not a curated record. The transcript has 8 exons.
UUAGUCUCACGCCGGCCUAGUCCGUGGUGUUGCAUCCUCUGCUAGCAGCGUGGCGAUUAGAUGGACACAUCGACAGCGUAAGAGUGACACGAACGUGAAAGCCUAGGGGUAGUGGGCUAGCAUAACGGAUCGAUAAGAAGGAUUCCAUGGGAGAACACCAUCCGCACCGAAACCCUACCGCUUUGCCGCUUUUCACACUUUCAGACCAGGCCACACAAGACAAUGGUUUCAGCGUAGCGUUAAAAGUCCCCAGAUCAAGCACGUCAUAAGCUGAGAGGGUGGCAGACGAAGCACUUUGAUUGGGCCCAGUUCCGAAUCCAUCUACGCAUAAAAUCAGUCGGUGCUAUCACUAUUCACAACCGACGCCUCAGUGGAAUUACUUCUGUCAUUUACAAGAGAUCUUGCUUCUAGGAAUCUCGCAAUAUUCACCCCAAGAGAUGCUCAUGCAAGAGGUCAAAGUUAUUUAGUCAACGACGUGAUGUCAUAAGAAUAUCGGGCUGACACUGGAUUAAGCUUUUGUGUACACCAGAAGCACUCGCUGGUCCUCCAGUCAACACAAUCUAGAAAUGCGUUCGACACAAGGAAGGUGGUGUGUUUUGAUGCUGUUGCACGUGAUUUUGUUGCUUAGCGUGCAUUAUUCUAGAGCUGGGAAAAAUCUUCCCGAGAUAUGUAAUGAACUUUCUGCCGUGGCAACAGGUCCUGGGAAAUACACGGAGAUUGUUUCGCGCCAAAGUAAUGUCGUCUGCCGAGAGUCGGCUGCUGGUAUUGUCGUCUGGUCUCAUUGGACAUCCAAGAGGAAUGCCAUCCUUAGAGUUGUGAUUCGACGCUGUCCGAGAGUUGAACGCAUGUGGAUAAUGACAGAAGAUGGUGCACACUUUCUGCCUACGUCAUCAGAUGUGAAGAUUACGUCAUGCAUGUAUCCCAAUGACACAGUGGUUGUACCUGGUACAGGGCGUUCCAAGGAAAAACUGGAUAUCCACACAUUAACUUCCAGCGGGGUAAACAUUGUUGUUUUGAUAGCGGAGCGAGACGGAGCUAGUACGCUGUAUACGACCCACAAGUACCAUCUUGCCCCACAGACCAAGCACAGGCAUCACCGGGCACGACGAGAUGCGCAACCAAAACCCGAACCAGCGUCUGACGAUACUUCCGUUUCUCCUUUCCCGCUCAGCCAGUGUGGGAAGAACCGGACGUGUGUCAGAUAUGGUUCUUCUGGUUGUGAUCACAUGACCUGCGAUUACUUCCUGUCAUAUCACGUGAUGAACUCGGAUCGGGUGGACCUGGAAUUGAGCGGGAAGAGCAAGGGCUGGGUGGCCGUCGGGUUCUCAUCGGACGCAAAAAUGGGCGGAGAUGAUGACGUCAUAGCGUGCAAACUGAAGGACGAAUUAACGAAUACCAUCCAGGUGGCCUCGCUCACGAACAUUGUCGCACACGCUGCCCCGGAGCCAAAGCCCAGCGCCUUGACCUUGAAACACUGGCAGUACAAGGACGGUUAUAUUUACUGCCGGGUCACACGGCUCUUGAAGGUCAACAAGAGGAACAACCUGGAUUUUUCAAACGACUGGUUUCAGCUUUAUGCGCGUGGCUCGGUCGGAAGUAGUGGAGUAAUGCUUCAACAUGAUAAAACUCCCUUCACUUCGGACGAGAAAAUCACCAUGCUCAUGACAACCAACAAGUUCACAUCUUCAACCAGCAGCCGCCAUCUUUAUUCCAUAGGCCUCCUGUGUCUCGUGUUCUCUCGUCUUGCUGUUUCCUGACGAGAUCACGCCUUCAGCUCUCCACCUAUCUGCCUCUAAUUUUCUCCCGCCUGAUUUCUGCCUGCUCAGCGGAAUUUAAUCUUUCGGACGAGAUCGGGUGUUUUUGAUAAAGUCCGGCCGGGUGUUUGGUGAUAAUGUCGGUUUUCAACAAAAAAAGUUAAAACGUGACGUUAAGAAACAACGGAACGGGGAUGAAUUAAAGUAAAUCUUCUCCAAUAUUCACAUAUUGAAAAUGACGAUUAACGUAUCUAAAAACUAUAUUUACACGUUUUAUAUCUCAGUUGAUCUUCCUAACUGAAUCAUUCAUAACACCGACUCUGCUAUGUUGCCUAUUAGAAGAACAUUUUGGUCGAUGUGAUGCCACAAGAUAAACAAACUGAUCGGUCGCGUCACACAGCAUACAUUCUUCAACGUGCAGAGUCCAAGGCAAAUAUAUCCUUACCAAAUACCCAUUGAAUACCUUGAUACCGGUUUCACGAGAAACAUAUAUACGAAUGUUGAAACGUAAUUGCCCCCAAAGCCUGCUACUGUUUUGAGAUCUAGCUCAAGCUCCAAGAAGCAUCUUGCGAGCUUCGCAUUGUGGUUUGGAUCUCUUUUAUUUCAGUGGGGAUAAUUGCAUCAUGGCUGACUGUUUGCGCUAAUCCAGCGUUCUUGAUUUGUUUUUCUUCCUCAGCGUGCCAAGGACACGGGUUUUAAAACCAAAUGCUUCAGUGAACCCAUCAGUGAUGGAGAUAGCAUACGUUCAAGAAAUCAAUAUAGAUUUACAUGAUGCGCCAGUGUCCGCGGCAUGGGUUUGCGCGAGUCUGUUUCCAGUCCGUGUUUAGAGAGACUGGGCAUCCGUCUUGUAGCAAUCACGGUAUACGCUUCUUUGAGCGGAUUUGUAGAAGUUGCAGUCUAAGAUGGAUGGAAAUAGAUGUCAACCUUUUUUAUUUGUAAGUGAUGUUUCUAUGUAGAUUCUUUACCGGGGUUUUUUCGGUUUUUUGAGAAAAUGACAUUUGACGCCAUUAUGACGCAGUCACGAGACGAGCUAAUUAUUCAUGUUUUUUCAGAAAAUCCACCAGGCAACAAAUACAUGGCAUCACGCAACAAGCAAAUCAAUCACCAAACAUGUAAAUGACGACACACGAUAUAAGUAAAUGACGUCAUAUAACAACUAAAUGACGUCAUAUAACAACUAAAUGACGUCAUAUAACAACUAAAUGACGUCACACAAGUUAAUAGAUCAGUAAAAAGUGAGACAUCAUGCAACGGGGAUGAUUUGCCAAGUUGUGUGAAGCUGUUCCUAAACGCCAUCUGGCCGUCAACGAUGUAGUUGCCAUCAGCAUUUUCAUUUACAGAUGGCAGACUAACGGGAUCGGGUGGUCAGGCUUGCUGACUUCGUUGAUGCAUGCCAUCGAUCACAAUUGUGUGGAUCGAUGCUGAUGAUAUUUAUCACUGGAUUGUCUGAGACUCGAUUAUUUACAGACCGCCGUCAUAUAGCUGGAAUAUUGCUUAGUGCGGCGUUAAACAACAUACCAACCAACCAGAUAUUGUCAAGAUCUUUUUAUUUUGUUAACUGUAGAGAAUGUGAUGUAUAUAUUAGUUUUUAAUGAAACCCCUACUUAGCGAAAGAUAUCGAGCGACACCCAAAGGCAGAAGUCCUAAUUAAGUCACAAUGGAAUCCCUCUCUGCAAAACGACUAGUUCUAUCUUCAUUGUAGAGAAACCUAGUGACGCUAAUAUUGUACAUGAAGGUAAGCUUCGCUUUAAGAUUAAGCAGCGCUUGGAAUCAGCGCUUGAUGUCUACCAAUAAGACACAAAUAGAGAAUCUCACCCGAGUGUCUUUUGAUAUCAAAUAUAUCAACACGAGUUGAUAAAAGUGGGAAAACUCUGAGGCUUGCCGAGGAUUUUGUUCCACUUCUAUCAACGAGUUUUGAUGUAUUUCAUAUAAAAAAACAUGAGGGUGAGAUUUUACGUAUCAUCCAACAUCAUUCUUCCACUUUUACAGUUAUUAGACAGUAAUAAGCAGUGUCUUAAGUGUA